AUGACGGCAGUGGUGAAUGAGUUCCUUAAGCGCGGUGUACGAGCGUUAGCAGCUCGCCAGGAUUCCGUUCUUGUGAUGGGUAACGAAGGAGGUGACAUGGACACCGUGAUUGGCUCUAUAUUUCUGGCGAUGUACCUGGAAAAGCGUGACGUAUUUGGUGUUGGUAGUUACGUUCCUGUACUAAACUUCGAAAAGGAUGACUUACCACUGCGACAAGAUGUGGUUAAGUUACUGUCACGACACAACGUUUCUACAGACAGUAUUUACUCAGUCAAGCAAAGUGGGAAUGGUGUGGAUUUCCUGGACCUACAUCAAAUGAAGCUUCCCAUCGUUUUGUAUGAUCACAACAAGCUAAGUCCUGAGCAGGUUUAUUUGGGAGAAAGGAUCGUGGGUGUGGUCGACCAUCACGAAGAUGAGCAACUAUACGUGGAUCAGACCAAAUGCCUCCGAAGGAUUUGCAAGACGGGUUCGGCUUGCACCCUUGUUGCAGAACUUUUCAACGAGGCGGGGUUGGAGGUUCCGUGCCCUGAGCUCCUCUUAGCCCCAAUUGUAGUAGAUACUGUAAACUUUGAACCGUCGCAAAAGAGGGUAACUGAACGAGACAUUUUGGCCUCCAGGCUGCUGGUUGGGCGGGACGAUUGCGGCGACUACCUGACGGGCAUGUUUAAAGAACUAAUGGCGUGGAAAAAUGAUAUCCACUGCCUCACUGUUCCUCAGCACCUACGGCGGGACUAUAAAAACUUUGAAUUUCCCUUUAUUAGUGCUGAAAACAAGAUAUUGCGAGUUGGAAUAAGCAGUAUUUCGUGUCGUUCUGACGAAUUACUAUCCGUCCAUGGUGUGAGUAGUGUGUCAUCAAAUUGCAUUGAAUUCAUCAAACAGAGGUCAAUCGACAUGCUUCUCUUGACCUUCGCUGGUGAAAGAACUCCAGGGAGUUACUGUCGUCAGUUAGGUGUUGUUGCGAAGGAUGAGGGACUCGCGGCUCUGCAAGCCUAUUGUAAGAAAUCACCCAGCGGGCUCGACUUUACUCUUCUGGAGGAUGUAACAGUUAAUGAGUGGGCCUUUUCAAUUUACGAGCUGAGCGACCCUUCCGUGUCUCGGAAAAAGUUGGUUCCAUCGCUGACUAGUUUUUUGUCAGUGUGGAACAAUUUGUAA
Trypanosoma brucei brucei TREU927 is the source of this 1152-nucleotide messenger RNA. Its product is annotated as acidocalcisomal exopolyphosphatase, putative. The record is from RefSeq and is a predicted model, not a curated record. Gene Ontology annotation, molecular function: exopolyphosphatase activity. Gene Ontology annotation, cellular component: cytoplasm. The transcript has a single exon. Lineage: Eukaryota; Euglenozoa; Kinetoplastea; Trypanosomatida; Trypanosomatidae. Bases 1 to 1152 code for a protein of 383 amino acids.